This is a messenger RNA of Monosiga brevicollis MX1, 3441 nucleotides long. RefSeq lists its product as uncharacterized. Gene Ontology annotation, cellular component: nucleus. The coding region runs from base 1 to 3441 and encodes 1146 amino acids. Lineage: Eukaryota; Choanoflagellata; Craspedida; Salpingoecidae. The transcript is spliced from 7 exons. The record is from RefSeq and is a predicted model, not a curated record. Gene Ontology annotation, molecular function: transcription coactivator activity; ATP binding; protein serine/threonine kinase activity. Gene Ontology annotation, biological process: positive regulation of DNA-templated transcription; peptidyl-serine phosphorylation; peptidyl-threonine phosphorylation.
AUGCAGCUUCAGCCGCCCCUGCCCAACUCACGCCCUGACCUGCUGUAUGCAUAUGCACCCAGCCCCGCCCCCGAGUCCAAGACUGCUCAGCCAGCCCUAGUCAGUGACAAGGAUGCGGCACAAAAUGCCGAUAUGUCUACCAAUGACCAAGAGACGAAAGAAGCCUCCCUGCUGGAAACCGACAACAAAGCCAACGAGGCAAGUCCAGAUGCAGUUUCCGUGCAAAAUCCCGGAACGGCUGCGUCGCAGGACGAUGGGAGAGCAGACAGCGGCCCAUCGCCAACUAGACCGAGCGAAGGUGCACCGGCUCAAGACAAGCAGGCCACAUCAGGGGAUGACGAGGCUUUAGCAGAUGAUCAAUCUCAAGCCACUGAGCGUCCAACCUGCCCCACUCCCAUUACUGCCGCCAAAGCCUCAGCCCCCGCAAAUGAGGACAUGGCCCGAACAAAAGACUCCGUUGAACCCGAUGAGGAGGUUGUGCUCAAAGCUGAUGCUCAGUCAGACCCUCACAAGCCGACAUCGACUGACGCAUCCAAUAAUAAGCAGGGUACUCCGACGGUUAGUGUUGUCGAGCCCUCAGAUCAGGCACAGCGUGGUGACGCCACGGCACGUUCCCCAAGUCAUAGCAACGGCCGGGCUUCCGCCAAUCCGGACGAUGUCGCGCCAGCCUCGUCAGCUCGCCCCUCUUCCCAGCCUCGUCCCAUCGAUGACGGGCAGCUGAGUGAGAUUGCUACACGAUCUGACCUUGAUGUCCAGGUCGCCGCUGCACAGGCUCCAGCACGGUCCGAUGGAUCAGGUCGCGAAUCAGCACCCCGCCCUGCUGCACCCACAGUCAUGGAAAUGGUGUCUGGACCCGAGAACAGUGCGAGCAAGCCAUCCAAGAGUGAAGCAGCCUCUCAGCGCAAACCAGGGUUGGACUCAGACGAUCACAACACUGACACCAGCAGUAAUGCGUCUACGAAAAAGCAAGAGCACCCGGCCGCCGAGCACCAAAAAUCGCGCAAGUCACACAAGAAGCGGCGCCACAAACAUGAGGCCGAGUCACAAACGCGGCCACUGGGCCAGGCAGCCCUCAACUCGAGGCAGGUAGCAACCCACUCUGAAGAACCGCGGGGCGAAGCCAGCGGUAGUGCCAAAGGCACCACGAAAGCCACCAAAUCUGCAGAAACAGCGACAAGCAGGGCCAUUUCAGCUGACAAGGCCGGUGGCACCAAGGCCGCGAAGACUGGCAAGCGUCAGACCAGCGCAACGGCCAAGGCCGAUGACAAAGCCGACAAAGCACACGACUCGCGUCGUCCCCAAAAGGAUGGCGAAGGUGCUGAACGGCCAGCCAAGGCCGGAAAGCGAAACAACGGUUAUGAUAACGACAAGGAUGAUUACAUUAUCAAAGUGGACGAAGUGCUGUCCAAUCGUUAUCGUGUUGCUUCGCAGCUUGGAAAAGGAAGUUUCGGUCAAGUGGUCAAAGCCCACGAUCUACACUCUCAGCGCGACGUUGCCAUUAAGAUCAUCAAAAACCGCAAGGCCUUUGAGCGCCAAGCAUUCACGGAAAUCGCUUUGUUGCGGGAGCUUAACGAGCGGGACAAGGACGAUGAAAUGAAUAUCGUCCGCUUCCACAGCUACUUUAAGCAUCGCAAUCACUUGUGCCUCGUGUUUGAGUUGCUGAGCUACGAUCUUUAUGAGCUUAUCCGCCGCACCAAGCAUCAAGGCGUCUCCCUGCGUCUUGUUCGCAAGUUUGGCUAUCAAGUUCUCAAGGCCAUCAAAUUUCUUAGCACAUGUGGCAUCAUCCAUUGUGAUUUGAAGCCAGAAAACAUUCUUCUGGUUUCACCCAAACGCAGCAUGGUUAAAGUCAUCGACUUUGGCAGUAGCUGCCGGGUGGAGAAGACCGUGUAUCAAUACAUUCAAUCACGCUUCUAUCGCUCGCCUGAGGUCAUCCUCGGUCUUCCCUACUCUGUCAAGAUUGAUAUCUGGUCUCUCGGCUGCAUUUUAGUUGAGCUCCUCGUGGGCCAGCCCCUCUUCAACGGCAAGAACGAACUCGAUCAGAUGCAUAAGAUGGUUGCGGCUUUGGGCAAGCCACCUAACAGCAUGCUACGAAAAGCGAAAAAGCGCAACAACUUUUUCGAGCAAAAGUCUGGUAGCACAUACGAGCUCCUGCCCAACGAGGAGGAUCGGGCACCACCCACCAUUACUUCAGUCACCGAUCUUAUCAACGGACAUUACAAAAAACGAAAUGGCCACAAGGAGGCCACGGGUCAUGAGAAGGAAGAUGUGGAGCAAUUUUUGGAUCUUGUGCAAAAGAUGCUUGUUUACGAGCCCGACAAGCGCAUUGACGCGACCACUGCCUUCAAGCACCCCUUUUUCAGUCGCUACCAUGAGCGUGAUGAAUCCGGCGCCGAUCAGACGGCUGGCGGGCCAUCUGCGGUGGCAGCUUCACAAGCAGCGUCCAAACGAUCGGCCUCAGCUGCGCAUGAGGAAACCGCCGUUGAAGGGAGCGGUGUGUCAGUGAACCCUGCCACGGCUCAAGGCAACAUUGGAGCCACGGCACCUGCUAGUAUGGCGACUACUACACCACAGCAAGUCUUUAUGAUGCCUCCUCAAUGGUCACAGAUGAUGGCGCAAGGUCAGCCUUCAAGCAUGCAGAGCAGCAGCACAAAUGCCGGACAGUAUGGUGGUAGUGCAAUGCCAUAUAUGUCAGGCAUGCCCAUGAUGGCUCCUGGCAUGAUGUCUGGUAUGCAUCCAAUGAUGAUGAUGAUGGCCUACAUGAAUCAGCAGCAAAUGCCCAACGGCAUGGGCAUGAUGGGCUCGAAUCCCAUGACCAUGGGUGGUCCCAAUGGAUCUGCAGCUGCGGCCAUGGCGGCCCAGCAGAUGCAAGCGGCACAGGCCCACGCCCAGGCGCAGGCCCAGGCCCAGGCCCAGGCCCAGGCCCAGGCGCAGGCGCAGGCGCAGGCGCAGGCCCAGCAGCAAAACCAGCACAGCCAAGCCUCCGCAGCGGCUCAGCAGCGACUCAUGGAAUCUGUCAAGAGCAAAGGAGCCGAGGCAAAGACCUCAAGUGGUGGACAACAUGGCUUUGCUCAUCCACUCUUGAUGAUGCCUGGUGCUGGCAUGGGUGAUGCUGCAGGUAGCAGUGCCCAGCAUGCUUCGGGUGCAAGUGGUGGCAUGCGUAUGGGGAUGGACUCGAACGGGGCCGCUCAGUUUAUGCCCCCUCAUAUGAUGGGUGGAGGUGCACCAGCUGGCAUGUCCAUGGAUAAUGCCAUGGCCAAUGCCAUGGCUGUAUUUCAACAGCAGCAGCUGCAGCAGCAGCUGAUGCAGCAGCAACAACAACAGUUGCAGCGGCAGAUGCUUCAGCAGCAACAGGCACAGCAGCAGCAAGCCCAGUUCCAGCAAGCCCAGUCUGGCGCACCUAGCGCUAAGAAGUCGCGUCGAGGCGAUCAGGGUUCGAAUUGA